Messenger RNA from Dracunculus medinensis (Guinea worm), 1423 nucleotides. The record is from the annotation of a GenBank genome assembly. NCBI's taxonomy places the organism in Eukaryota, Metazoa, Nematoda, Chromadorea, Rhabditida, Dracunculidae.
GCGAUUAGUUAAUUAUUCAGAUUAUUUAAGAAUGUUGUUUUUCAUAUUAUUUUAUUUGUUUUGUAUAGCCAAAACAGAGAUUUUUUCGUCAAUCGCAACACUUAAAAUGCUAAUUGGAGCCGAAAGAGAUAUUCCAGUAAUGAUUCACAAUUAUAUAGAAAAGGAGAUGGAAAGGCUUAAUUACCUUAAAAAAUUUGCUGAAGAAGUUCAAAUGCGCAGUGAAAACGCAGUCGCCGAUGGUGAGGAUCACAUCACCCAUCCCGUUAAUGCAUUUUUACUUAUAAAAGGAAUGACUUCCGAUUGGCUUAAAGUUGUUGGACUAAUGAGAUCGAAUUCUGCGGACGAUUUCAUUCGAAAUGUAUCAUAUCAGCGCAUUUUGCAGAAGAUUAAUUACCCUACUCAGGAAGACCUUGCUGGAGCAGCUAUUGGUCUGCUUCGUCUUCAGGAUACAUAUCGCUUAAGCACUAAAGAUAUCGCGAAUGGCAAAAUUUUGAACUCGAAAAUACGUAGCUCUGCACUCUCCGCCAAUGAUUGCUUCGAGAUAGGACGAGCUGCUUAUAACGACUACGAUUAUUAUCAUACUAUAAUGUGGAUGCAGGAAGCCAAGGAUCGUUUAGAAAAAGAGGUGAGACCAACGGCGAGUCUGGAGGAUAUUCUCGAAUAUCUUGCAUUCGCAAUUUACAAGCAAGGAAAUCUUAAAAGAGCUCUUCUUUUAACUGAUGAACUCUAUAAACUAAAUCCAAAUCAUCCAAGAGCGAAGGGUAAUGUCAAGUGGUAUGAAGAUCUUCUUGAAGAAGAUGGCGUUCGUCGUACAGAAAUGAGAAGAAAUAUUCCACCGUUAGUUAAUAUGAGGCAUGAUGGAGGUUUGGAGCAUUCGGAACGUGAUAUUUACGAAGCACUUUGUCGCAACGAAAUUCCAACGAGUAUCAAGGCUCAAUCUCGCUUAUACUGUUAUUACAAAAUGGAUCGUCCUUAUCUUCGUUUAGCACCAAUCAAAGUACAAAUCAUGCGCCAAAAUCCUCUUGCAGUCCUUUUUGUUGACAUAAUGUCGGAUGAAGAAGCUCGUGUCAUUGAGCAACUUGCUGUUCCCAAGCUGAAUCGGGCAACAGUACAGAAUGCCGCAACGGGAAAUUUAGAAUAUGCUUCCUAUAGAAUUAGUAAAAGUGCUUGGCUGAAAGGACAUGACCAUGAAGUUAUCGAUCGUUUCAAUAAACGUUUGGAUAUGGCUACCAAUCUAGAAAUGGAAACUGCCGAAGAACUUCAGAUUCAAAACUACGGCGUUGGAGGCCAUUACGAUCCUCACUUCGAUUGUGCUCGAUCGCUAGUGUAUGAAAAGGAGGAAAAGAACGCAUUUAAGGAUCUCGGCACUGGCAAUCGUAUUGCUACUAUACUUGUUUAUGUGAGUUUUUUUUUCCUUCCGUAA